UGUUGAAGUCUUUACAUACUCGAAAGAAUCGUCCGUCUUCUGAGCUUUAAUUAGAGAAAAUUACUCUUUUUUUAUCAUCGAGAUAUGCUAGAGUUAUGGAUGGUGUACAAAGUCUAAAGUUACAAAAUGUUGAACAGAGUUUGGACAAGAUUUAUACUUUCUUGGUUCCAUGUCUUCCACUAGCAAAUGCUCAUGCCACAGAUUUUAUAACCAACAAUUACUGGGAUACACUGUUACCUACAGGAAUCAGGGAACAACUUAUGACUUUAUCCAAACAAGAGUUAGGAAAUCUGCCUUGUCAUCUCUUAAAAAGAAGAAACACACAAGAUGUUGAAGAAAGUAAUUUUACUGAAAAACAAACUAAACAUGUAGAGGACUCUGACAUUGCAAAGGGCAGAGAUAUAACGCAAACUGACAAAUGCGAUGGAAAAGAAUUUUCAUGCAAACAGAACUCUGACAUUGCUAGUGGUGCUAGCAAGUCUGAAGAUACUCAGAUACCCUAUAUGAGUAUAGAUGAUUUUCUGCAAGCUGCAUGUUUAAGCACCAUAGAAGGAACAAGAGUAGUUAUAGCAACACAGGAUGUUUUACAUGGUAUAAAAGGUGACAAUGAUGAUGCAUUUGUAGGAACAUAUAUGAACCAGAAGAAAUGCCAUGAGGUAGAAAUUAUGUCAAAGAUAUGUGCAGCACUUGCUCAAUGUUCCAAGUGUAAAAUGGUUGUUGAUUUUGGGAGUGGCAAAGGUUACCUAGGAAACAAUCUAAGUUUACAAUACAAGCUUCCAGUCCUUGGUAUAGAUGCAGCAUCAACCAAUACCCAGUCUGCCAUGAAACGAAACACAGUGUUGGAUAAACAGUGGAGCAGUCUAGCCAGAAACAAGCAGCUUGAAUCAGAUGGCAAAAAACUGACAAAAAAGGAGAAAAAGAAACUAAAACUAAAUGAACAAUACAGGCAAAAUAAUGAGAUUAAAACUGAAAACAAUAAGGAGUAUUUAGUUGCUGGUGAAACAAAUAAUGUUGAAGGUAAUGGAACUAAAAUAGACAAUAUAGUUAAAGCUAAUGGUGUGAUAAAGUCAGACUUUAGUGAAAAAUCAUUUGACUUUUCCAGAAUAAACAUAGGUGAAACAGAUAAUGCUUCUAAUGAAGUAAAGUUUGUACCUUGUACAACUUUCAUUGAUAAAGAGACAAAUUUCAUAAAUCUUGCUAAAAUAAAUUUUCCAGAUCUUUUUGUAGAUGAUUUUAAAGAUAACCAUGAACAAAGUUUAACUGAUAAUUUCUGCUAUGAAAGAUAUGUUUCAUCAGGAACAACAGUAUUGAAUAGUCCAUCUGAGAAAUGUAAUACAUGUUAUAAAAGAUCUUCUGAUGUUGAUAAAUAUUCAAACAGCUGGUCAGAUGGUAAUAAUUCUAGGGUAUAUUCAUGCUGCAAGACAACUGAUGAUAACAUUGAUGAUAAAAGAACAGAAUAUUAUGCUAAUGAUAAUAAUUCUAAUGCUAUCUGUAAAGAUGGUGAUAAUUUUGCUGAUGUUAGCAUUGCUGAUAAGAGUGAAAGCUUUGAGAACAAGUCUGAUGAAGGCAAACCUGAUUCAUGUGGUGCAUGUGAAGAAACAGCAGAUGUUAGUAAAUCUGGUGAUAAUAAAGCUAGUGGUAGUAAAACUGGUCAAAAUAAAGUUGACAUUAGUAAAACUGACCAAAAUAAAGUUGACAUUAGUAAAACUGGUGAAAAUAAAGCUGAUGUUAGUAAAACUGGCCAAAAUAAAGUUGACAUUAGUAAAACUGGUGAAAAUAAAGCUGAUGUUAGUAAAACUAGUGAAAAUAAAGUUGACAUUAGUAAAACUAGUGAAAAUAAAGUUGACAUUAGUAAAACUGAUGAUAAUAAAGCUUAUGUCAGUAAUGAGUUUAGAAUGAUGUUGACAGGCCUACAUACAUGUGGAGAUCUGGCUAGUACAUCAAUAGAAAUGUUUGUACACAGUGAUCAGCUUAAAGUUCUGUGCAAUGUUGGCUGCUGCUAUCAUCUUAUACAUGAAAAAUACCUUGAUGAAGAUAUUGGCAGCUCACAGAGUGGUUUUCCUUUGAGUAGAUUUCUGAAUGAGAGACAAUUCAAACUUGGGAAUACAGCAAGAAAUUUAGCCUCACAGUCAAUACAUAGAAUAUGUGACUUUGACAAGUUACAGGGCGAGAGGUUUUAUCCCAGAGCUUUGUUAGAGGUACUGAUAAAGCAUGAAUGCGGAGGAAAUGUUGAAAUGAAAGGACUAAGAAAACUGGAGCAAAAAUGUCAAACUACACAGGAGUAUAUUAGAAGAGCAUGUGGUAAAUUAGGAUUAUCUGAUAAGGUUACAGAUGCUAUGAUAGACGUCUAUAUCAGGAAUUACAGGGAUGAGCAGCACAAACUUGCUGCAUUCUUCCAGCUGAAAGCUGCACUAGCACCAUGUAUAGAAUCCCUUAUCAUUUUAGACAGAGUCUGUUAUCUUCUUGAACAGGAUGGGAUAGAGAACGUAUUCCUUGUAAAGAUGUUUGAUCCAAUCAAGUCACCAAGAUGCUAUGGAAUUAUUGCAAUAAAGUAGUAUUCCUUCUGGGAUUUGAAAUGAACACAAACAACUUAAUUUUAUAUGGUGGUUCAUCAUAGCUUCAUGCAUGGUAGAGAAUAGUGUAUCUAAUCUUAUUGAAACAUAAGAAAAAAUUGAAUAUAAUCUUCGAUAUAUCAGGGAUAACCCUACUUAUGUCCACCCCACAAUUAAGACUCAGUAUUAAGUACAUAUUAUUUCUGUAUUUUACAAAUUGACUUUAGUCACAUGAAGGUUGCCUUAAAAACAGACUUACUCUAUUAAAAAUUUGUACAGGCUUACAAUGUUACAUUUCAUUGGUCAUUUUCAAUAUAUUUGUAUAAAAAUGUCUGAAAUUACUUCUAUACAGCUCAGUAUACAAAGCAAGACUGGUCCAUUUUCAAUAUAUUAAAUGAAAAGCUUUUCUGGACAGUUCAGUAGGCUACUUAAAGCAGGGUUUGUCCAUUUCACAAAUUUUACCAAGGUAAUAUAAAAUGUUGAAUUAAUGAAGCUUCAACACGAGGUACAUAAUUAUUUAGAUUUGUCUUGAACUCAUUUUUUGAGAAUUUCUAUUUGUUAAAUUAUGAAAUUUUGUUAUCUUUGUGUAAUGAAGCUUCAAUAUGGUUAUAUAAUUAUUUAGAUUUUUCUUUAACUUAUUUUUUGAGAAUUUUAAUUUGUUAGGACUAUGAAAUUUGGUUAUCUUUGUUUAUAACAAUUAGAAGUUUAAACUGAACAGGAUUUCUAGGGGAAGGUUGGGAUAACCAAGUGAUAAAAUUUCAUUGAUAAUAAUAUACUUUAUUUAUAAAGAAUUUUAAAACCAGUAUAAGUGAAUUGUUUACUUUGUUUACAUUUUAUGUGAUAGAAAACUUCUUUUCCUACAGAUAUAUUG
This is a messenger RNA of Ruditapes philippinarum (Manila clam), 3423 nucleotides long. RefSeq names its product probable methyltransferase-like protein 25. The transcript has 7 exons. NCBI's taxonomy places the organism in Eukaryota, Metazoa, Mollusca, Bivalvia, Venerida, Veneridae. The record is from RefSeq and is a predicted model, not a curated record. Bases 96 to 2555 code for a protein of 819 amino acids.